Messenger RNA from Zeugodacus cucurbitae (melon fly), 562 nucleotides. Its product is annotated as cuticle protein 16.5. The record is from RefSeq and is a predicted model, not a curated record. Lineage: Eukaryota; Metazoa; Arthropoda; Insecta; Diptera; Tephritidae. Bases 149 to 484 code for a protein of 111 amino acids. The transcript is spliced from 2 exons.
UGGAUACUGCUCACAUUCCAUUUACUGGCAGGCGUUGACAUCAAUGCGGCCUGGUAUAUAAGCUGGCUAGAUUUUUUUGUAGAAUGGUAGUACAACUUCAGCACUUCGCAAGUUAGUAACUUCUACAGCAAAACAAACAACAAUCAAAAUGUUCAAAUCGUGUGUUCUUGUCGCCGUUCUCGCUUUGGUCGCCUGCGCCUCCGCUAAGCCCGCCGUGGUCGCCUACAGCGCUCCGGGUGUGGUGACCGCUCAGAGCUCACAGUACAUUGCACGCAAUUACAAUGGCGUUGCUGCCGCCCCAGUCGUCGCCGCCGCUUACACCGCACCCGCUGUAGCUGCCGCUCCCGUUGCCGCCGCAUACAGUGCCCCAGUUGCUGCUGCUUACAGUGCCCCCGUUGCUGCUGCUUACAGCGCUCCAGUCGCUGCAUACUCCUCAUACGCUUCGUACUACCCCUACAACGCCGCUUACACCGUAGCCUUCUAAAUGGUGGAUGGAUUGUGAAAAAAGAAUCUGUAAUGUGACUCAGGGCUAAUACUAAAUGGACAAAAGCUGAAUAAUGCA